Molecule: messenger RNA, 1314 nt
Organism: Penicillium samsonianum
Lineage: Eukaryota; Fungi; Ascomycota; Eurotiomycetes; Eurotiales; Aspergillaceae
Exons: 4
Coding region: 1-1314 (437 amino acids)
Biological process (GO): regulation of DNA-templated transcription
Molecular function (GO): zinc ion binding; DNA-binding transcription factor activity, RNA polymerase II-specific
Source: RefSeq, a predicted model, not a curated record
AUGGAUCCCGAGCUUGAAUCCAGGUCAUCGAGAUCAGACGACCGUCAGCAGGAGGAUAACCCGCCACCCACUAAGAAGAUUAAAACAGGAACUGUUCGUCGAAAACCAGCCUGUCAAACAUGUCGUCGACGUAAAGUUCGCUGUGACAAUGCUCAACCGACAUGUGGGUUUUGCCGCGCCAAUGACACCAGAUGUGUAUAUGUCCCCCCCGGGGAUGAUGGAAGUCAAAAGGAGCUAAAUACAGUCUUGGAGCGAUUGGACACAUUGUCGCACACGGUCGAGAACAUUCAGCGCCUCCUUAACUCGAAGGAUACGCCACAUUCUAACAGGCCUCCAGAGACGCGAUUUUACGAUCGCCAAGUUGGCCUUCCAAUCAGAGCAGCAGAUUGGCAGAAAGAUUACUUGCAGAUUCCUGCGGGUCGGGGUAGUGCUGAUACCGUACUUACCUGGCCAAUCUUCCAAGGCCAAUUUAGAGACAGCUCCCUCAUCACCACGCUCUUCCAGUACUCUAAUGGAAUAGGCGAAGACAGACCAACCGAGUGGACCCUCCCCGAGGGGCUUCAAUUCACCCCAGACGAGCAGAUCCCAACAUUGGUGGAUCGCUUUAUUCAGAAUGUUCACACGAAGAACCCGAUCUUAGAUCUAGAAUCACUGAUUCGGUCUGGAAGGAGUGCCGCCGAAAUAGGUCUUCGGUGGGAUGCUCAGUCUUGCCUUGUUCUCCUAGCUUGUGCUUUAGGCUGUAUUUCGCAACCCUUCGCCUCUUCUACGCAAGGAUACCAAACGUCGAGAUCUUCCCACGACGAACUUGGGUGGCGCACUCCGGGAAUAACGUCUAGCUCUGACACUCAGUUACGAGAAGGCGAGGCUUUUUUCAUGAUGGCCUGCAGAAGAAUCGGUCUCCUGCGAUACUCGGUCAUCGGUUCCCAGUGCCACUUCUUUGCCGGAGUGUACUUGAUGUAUACGUUUCGCUCGCUUUCCGCCUGGAAUCAUUUCUACCAAGCUUCUACAUUCUACCGACUGCGCCUGAGACUGAUUGAUGGGCUGGAUAAUUCAGCCUACGUGGGCGAACAACAAGGAACCACUGUCGUUCAACGCCUUGAGCAGAGUCUUUAUUGGUCAUGUUUCAAAUCCGAAGUCGAGAUUCGUGUCGAGCUGCCUUUGCCCCAAUCCGCUAUAGCUGAAUAUGAGUACCCAGCUCUCUUCCCACGCCCCCAACCCUCCCAGAGGAGUACCCGAGACAAAGAGAUCAAACCUCCGAUUGGACCAACACUGAGUCCUUGCAUAGAUCACCUGAUGUCGAUCAGUCCGGCCUGA